UGAAUAUCUGACCUUAAGCUGACCUUGAGAUAGCUAUUUUCACCAAUAUAUGUCAGAUUCAGCAUGGAUUGUUGACAUGGUUGUGCACUAGGAUUAAAACUAUUUGUGACUAGUCUCUACUUCAUCUGUUUUAAUGAGUUUGGGUUUAAAACAACUUGUUACCUUAGGGCGAGUGCCUUGUGUGUGCAAUCUGCAGGUGAUUAGAAGAUUAUGCUCAGCUGGAAUCUCACAGAGCUCAAUGGAGCAUGAAAAGCCAGUGGAGUCAUUAAUCAGGAAGAAGUUGGCUGAAGCUUUUGAGCCAGUCCAUUUUGAGAUAAUAAAUGAGAGCUAUAUGCACAAGGUACCAAAAGGAUCAGAACUGCACUUCAGGAUUUUGGUAGUGUCAGAAAAAUUUGAAAAUGUACCCAUGAUCAAGAGACACCGGCUGAUAAAUGAUGCCCUCAAAGAAGAACUCAGCACACACAUUCAUGCACUGGCUAUAGUUGCAAAAGCUCCAUCACAGUGGAAGAAUCAGGAUGUUGACAUAGGUAAAUCUCCCACCUGCCUGGGAGGUUUCGGGAUUUGACCCUGUACAGUAAACGAUUUUCACAGUGUCAACUACAUAUCCACCACUGGCUGAUACUGAAAUAUGGAUGUAAAAGAUCCACACGGCGAAGGUGCCACUUGUGUACCCUCUACCAGGGCAACAGAUUGAUUUUUCACAAGACAUUGACAAAUGUCUUUAGAUAAAUAGACAGUCAUUUCAUUCUCUUUUUCAAGAUUUCCCUAUAAUAUCUGAUACCCUGGUAGAGGGUACCACUUGUCUUGGAUGUCACUGGUUCAGCAGCAUAUCUGGCUAUCAGCUCAACUUUAUUGGUUCUAGUGUAAUCAGGAAUGAAGACUGAUCAGUGAAAAUGAUGAUGAUGAUGAUGAUGAUGUUUAUUAAUGAAGUCUGAUCUGUCUUCAGUCUGUGGCCAUUUUAUGUAUAAUAUGUCAAUAAAGAAAAUGAGAAAUGUAAUGUUCUGAAAUAUACAUUCUUGGCUAAAAUAUAGAAAAAAAAGAGGAAUAAAGUAUCUUGAUAUGUUAUUGGUGACACCUAUUUUUGUUUUUUAAAAAAAGGAUGUUUUCUUAUGAAAUCAGAUGGUAGUACAUAGUGCAUGCCUUUACCUCUGGUAGGAUUUUUUAAAAGUAAUGACAAACCCUUCAUACUAUCUUUUAUUACUAUGCUUUUUAACCAAGGAUAAAUAUCUCAGGUGAACACAUAUUGAAUUGAUUGAAUGAAUGAAUAAUAAAUGUUUAUUAUUUGAUGAUUUUUGUUCAUUUGUUGUCUAAGGAAAAAAAGAAGACUCACAAUAAAGAAAAAAAUGGGUUAUAGAAUAGAGCAAACAUUGUGUUUGUCAUUAUUUUGUACUGUAAGCAAUGGCCUUAAUAAAGCACUCAUUGUGAAGGGAAAUGAUUUAAUGUAAAUUUCAAUUAAAAUGGUUGAUAACUGUAACACUUGAUGUGCAAAGAAAAAGGUGUAGAUUACAUCAAAGCUGGCAACAAAAUUUUAUUUAGCAGUCUGAUUGGUUCAAGUUGGUUUGACUUUGCCCAGAUAGUGCUGUCAUUCCUCUCCUUAUUGUGAUUUGAUGCAUUAGCAGCAUAUUUUGUUUUGUUUUGAACUUUUUUUCAGAUGAAGUAAAUGCAAGAUGGUUAUUUAAGUCAAGGUAUAGAAAUAGAUUCUUGUUGAUUUGUGUUAUAUUAUAUUUUACCUUGCAUUUGUACAUUCAUUUCUAAUUGUACUCAUUAAAUUCAUCUACUGUUAA
This is a messenger RNA of Lingula anatina, 1784 nucleotides long. Its product is annotated as bolA-like protein DDB_G0274169. Gene Ontology annotation, cellular component: mitochondrion. Lineage: Eukaryota; Metazoa; Brachiopoda; Lingulata; Lingulida; Lingulidae. The record is from RefSeq and is a predicted model, not a curated record.